AUGAAGAGACGAAAUCCAAGACAGCCUCGAAAUAUUGGUGUCAAAAAGUCUUCUCCGUGGUCAGCCUUUCAAUUCAAAAACACUCGUUUUGUUUAUUCCUUCGGGUGUUGUGUUUCGGUACUGGCUAUCAAGACCUUGGGUGGACUCACGUAUAUCCAUCACAACAGUUUGGCGCUGCGCUUGUUCGAGGUAUUUUUAUUCUUGAGCGCGCCUUUUGUGUGCUUGUUGGUGUUUACCAAUCAUUUUUUGAUCAAAGAAAAGUUCUUUGUGGAAAACAAGCGGUCCGUCGAGAAGCCAACUGUGUUCUUCUUGCACGAGGAGCUCAAGACCAGGAGAGGGAGCUUCUAG
Messenger RNA from Kuraishia capsulata CBS 1993, 348 nucleotides. RefSeq lists its product as uncharacterized. The record is from RefSeq and is a predicted model, not a curated record. The transcript has a single exon. The coding region runs from base 1 to 348 and encodes 115 amino acids. NCBI's taxonomy places the organism in Eukaryota, Fungi, Ascomycota, Pichiomycetes, Pichiales, Pichiaceae.